This is a messenger RNA of Aspergillus calidoustus, 1431 nucleotides long. NCBI's taxonomy places the organism in Eukaryota, Fungi, Ascomycota, Eurotiomycetes, Eurotiales, Aspergillaceae. The record is from the annotation of a GenBank genome assembly.
AUGGCUGCACACAAGCACAAGCCCAUUAAAUUUGAGAAAUUCUACAACGUGAUUAACGGCGAGCUUAGGCAGACCACCGCAACGCGCCAGAGUCCCAACCCAGUAACAGAAGAACUCAACGCAGAGGUACCUGUAUCUUCCUCUAUAGAUGUGGAGGCAGCUGUCGAAUUUGCUAAAGCUGCCUUCCCGGCAUGGGCGGCAACUUCGUGGAGCGAAAGACGUGCCGCCGGCUUGGGCUUCGCUAAUGCUCUUGAGCAAGAAAAGGAAGGCUUUACAAGACUACUAAGGCAAGAGCAAGGUAAACCGCUUCACUUUGCCCGCAUGGAAAUCGACAACGGCGUCCACUGGCUCCGUGAUAUCGCUAGCUUAGAGCUUCAUGAUGAAGUUAUUAAAGAAGAUGACGAGUCUCGAGUGGUGGUACAGUUCAGACCCCUUGGUGUCGUGGUUGCUAUUGUGCCAUGGAAUUACCCUGUCAUGUUAGCGUGCGGCAAGUUGGGCCCAGCGCUGAUGACGGGCAAUUCGGUGAUCAUGAAGCCUUCGCCUUUUACCCCAUAUUGCGGUCUCAAGCUCGCAGAAUUGGCCCAGAGCUUCUUUUCACCUGGAGUUGUUCAAGGGCUAAGUGGGGAUGAUAAUCUGGGACCAUGGUUAACCGCCCACCCGGGAGUGAAUAAAAUCAGCUUUACAGGGUCGACUGCGACUGGGAAAAGGGUUAUGGAGAGCGCCAGCCACAAUUUGACCAGAGUAACCCUAGAACUAGGAGGAAAUGAUGCCGCGAUUGUCUGCGAGGAUGCGGACCUGAAAUCCGCUGUUCCAGCUAUUGUAUCGCUAGCAUUUCUCAACUCGGGGCAGAUCUGUAUUGCCAUCAAGAGAAUCUACGUUCAUUCAGCCAUUUACGACGAAUUUCGGACCAAAAUGAUUGAGUUCUUAAACACAUUGAAAGUGAAUGGUGAUGAGGACGCCUUUAUGGGUCCAGUCCAAAACCAACUACAAUAUUACCGAGUGCAGAGUUUACUGGAUGAUAUCAAUCAAAACGGUUAUACAAUGAUUAGCGGAUCACACAACCUUCCAAGCUCCGGUUAUUUCAUCAAGCCAACCGUGGUCAGUAAUCCGCCUGAAAAAUCGCGAAUUGUCCAGGAAGAACCCUUUGGACCCGUGGUGCCUUUGUUAUCUUGGACAGAGCUGGACGACGUCAUAUCGAGAGUGAACGCAAGUAAUGUGGGAUUAGGGGCAUCAAUCUGGUCAUCUGAUCACCAGAAGGCUGGAAAAAUCGCAGAAAGAAUUGAUGCAGGCAGUGUUUGGAUCAACGCACAUACCAAGAUUGACCCCAAGGUACCUUUUGGCGGAUAUAAAGACAGUGGAAUUGGCUGUGAAUGGGGUGUGGAGGGCUUGAAAACGUUUUGCAAUAUUAGGUCACUUUAUUUGAAGAAAUAA